GUAAGAAGGAGGAGAAGGCGGCGAAGGCGAAGGCGGCGGGCUGAGUUUCCCGGGGCCUCCUUUGCUUCUGGUCGCCAGCGGCGGGAUGAAGAUCGAGGAAGUGAAGAGCACGUCGAAGACGCAGCGCAUCGCUGCGCACAGCCAUGUCAAGGGCCUGGGGCUGGACGACAGCGGGGCGGCCAAGCCGGCGGCGGCCGGGCUGGUCGGGCAGGAGAACGCGCGGGAGGCUUGUGGUGUUAUUGUGGAAUUGAUCAGAAGCAAGAAGAUGGCUGGCAGAGCUGUGCUAUUGGCAGGACCUCCUGGAACUGGAAAGACUGCUUUGGCUUUGGCUAUUGCUCAGGAGUUGGGUAGUAAGGUUCCAUUUUGCCCUAUGGUUGGAAGUGAAGUGUACUCUACUGAAAUAAAGAAGACAGAGGUCUUGAUGGAAAAUUUCAGAAGAGCAAUUGGCUUGAGGAUUAAAGAAACCAAGGAAGUUUAUGAAGGUGAAGUCACAGAAUUAACUCCAUGUGAGACUGAGAACCCCAUGGGAGGAUAUGGCAAAACAAUUAGUCAUGUCAUUAUCGGACUCAAAACUGCAAAAGGAACUAAACAGCUCAAGUUGGACCCCAGCAUCUUUGAAAGUCUGCAGAAGGAAAGAGUAGAAGCUGGUGAUGUGAUUUACAUUGAAGCAAACAGUGGAGCUGUCAAGAGGCAAGGCAGGUGUGACACCUAUGCAACAGAGUUUGACCUUGAGGCUGAAGAGUAUGUUCCUUUGCCGAAAGGUGAUGUGCACAAGAAGAAAGAGAUUAUCCAGGAUGUAACUCUUCAUGACUUGGAUGUGGCCAAUGCUAGACCUCAGGGUGGGCAGGAUAUCCUCUCCAUGAUGGGACAGUUGAUGAAGCCUAAGAAAACUGAAAUCACAGACAAGCUUCGAGGAGAGAUCAACAAGGUAGUGAAUAAAUACAUUGAUCAAGGCAUUGCUGAGUUAGUCCCCGGAGUUCUCUUUGUGGAUGAGGUUCACAUGCUGGAUAUUGAGUGCUUCACAUAUUUGCACCGAGCCCUGGAAUCUUCUAUUGCUCCGAUUGUCAUCUUUGCUUCCAACCGGGGGAACUGUGUAAUCAGAGGUACAGAAGAUAUAAUCUCUCCUCAUGGGAUACCUCUGGAUCUUCUGGAUAGGGUGAUGAUAAUUAGAACCAUGUUAUACACGCCACAAGAAAUGAAGCAGAUCAUAAAGCUUCGUGCCCAGACAGAGAGUAUUAAUAUUAGUGAGGAGGCAUUGAACCAUCUUGGAGAAAUAGGCACCAAAACAACAUUAAGGUAUGCUGUGCAGUUACUCACACCAGCCAAUCUGCUGGCCAAGAUAAAUGGGAAAGACAGCAUAGAUAAGGAACAUGUUGAAGAAAUAAAUGAACUCUUCUAUGAUGCCAAAUCCUCGGCAAAAAUACUGGCGGAUCAACAGGAGAAAUACAUGAAGUGAAGAAGUUUGUUAGCCUUUCUAGUACUCAGAGCCUCUUUUAACAUUCUCCAAAUUUUAACUUUCACUGGAAUUGAAAAGUUCUUAAAUAUCACUAUACUGUUUUGUAGCAAGAAGCAGAAUUUCCUUUGUUCUUAGUUCACCAAGAUGGAAUGAAAUCAUCUCUGUCUGUGGUAUCUUCUUGUUUCAUAUAUUGAGUGCCUAUAUGAAAUGGAUGAAGGCUGGCAUACCCUUAUAUUCCUCUUCUAGAUUUGAUUGCUAAGUUGCUUAGAAAAGACAAUUUAUUUUCAUUAUUGGUUUUGUUUAAAAAUAAAUGUGAACUUGUUUUUAAAAUGUU
Messenger RNA from Lacerta agilis (Sand lizard), 1790 nucleotides. RefSeq names its product RuvB like AAA ATPase 1 (gene RUVBL1). Gene Ontology annotation, cellular component: R2TP complex; Ino80 complex; Swr1 complex. The record is from RefSeq and is a predicted model, not a curated record. The transcript is spliced from 11 exons. Lineage: Eukaryota; Metazoa; Chordata; Lepidosauria; Squamata; Lacertidae. The coding region runs from base 86 to 1456 and encodes 456 amino acids. Gene Ontology annotation, molecular function: ATP binding; DNA helicase activity; ATP hydrolysis activity. Gene Ontology annotation, biological process: chromatin remodeling; regulation of transcription by RNA polymerase II; box C/D snoRNP assembly.